Molecule: messenger RNA, 6319 nt
Organism: Amoebophrya sp. A120
Lineage: Eukaryota; Dinophyceae; Syndiniales; Amoebophryaceae
Source: the annotation of a GenBank genome assembly
CCGGUGCUUUCCUUGUUGAGCGACACGAGUGGCAGUUGUUGAGUGAAAUGGAUUGGCCUCGGUUUGUUUCGAGAUCUCGUUAACACUGAGGAUACGAGGGACGGUCGUUUCAAUAUGCCGUAAGAAGUGCAGAAGUUCAGUCGGGAGUGUUAUUGAGCCAGAACGUCGCAAUUUAGGCAGACGAUACAAUCCAAAUCCUGCCCUGUGAGAUCGAAAUACAUCACAGAGAACCAGAAGCAGACACAAGAGCAGAAUAGUGCAGCUAAGUAGGGGAAAAGCAAAGGCAGCAAAACGCUAUGGCCGUUUCCCCGCGGCAAGUAGAUGUAGAACUACAUUCGUUAAAUAGAUGCAUCCGCUGCCGAGCAGUAGAGAACCACUUUCAAGAACUACGCCUCGUCUUCGCGCAUGGGCAGCAUUAAACACUACAACACACAACAGCGUCCACCGACACCACCAGCAUGCCACCUGCUGGCUCUGCUCCUUUUGGCCGCCCUAAGGUCCGCUUUCGGCGAGCAGAAAAGAUACGGGCUCCGUGGGAGUGCCGCGAAAGGGGAGGGUGCAUCAAUACCGGCAAUCAUGGGGGAUGGCGUCAUCUCUGGUGCUGAGCAAUCAGCUGCACAAACAGAAAAUGAGCUCUCAGCCGCCUUCACGCAACAAGACCACGGAGCGACCGGUAUGAACAGUGGUGGAGGCUCGUCUGCCACCGCUUUUGACUUCGUAGAUGAGGCGAAACUAGUACAAGGAGCACCAGCAAUAUCACAAACUUCAACAUCUCCUAAUCCCUCCCUGCGGGGUGCUGGGCGGCGGCAAACGACCACACCUGCGGUGGAAAGUAGAUCAAGCGCAGCUGAUGUAGAAGCGGAAGAUGCGACUCUGUUCGACGCGGAGGCGGCCAUCGAUCCGGCGUCCUCGUUUUUGCUUACGGGGGUACAAGAGGAAGAAGUAGCGCAGAAGCUGGAACAAGAGCAAACUACUUCGGAAACACAACUACAAGCAGCAGCGGCAGCAGCUUCGACUAAAGCGGGACUGGGUCUCGAGAUGAGCCAAGAGCAGAAAGAACAAGAGGAACAAGAACAUAUUCGAGCUGCAGCUGCUGCAGAGGCCACAAGUCAGGAGCAACAGGAGCAGGAGAAAAUUAUAGCCAAGACAUCGGAAGAACGAAAUCAUCUCGAUACCAGUGAAAUAAAAAGUAGAAAUGAAGCAGAAAAAUCCGCAGCAGACGUCGAACACCUCCCAGCAUCGAGCCAUCUGCAAAAAACGGCGGAAACGCCAGUACUGAAAAGCGGUUUCACUUCCGGCGACGACACGGGGUCCUGCUGUUACGGCCACGAAUUACUCGGCAUCACUUUAUUGAAAGGCGAAAUACUACUUCUUACAGCUAGUCUCUGAUGAACACAUCAGGCGUUCUUGUGUAGUAAGUUGUGAGAGGCUUGUAGUACAUGUUGAUCAUGAUAGCUGCAAACUUGGGUCGUUGCAAUCGCAAAGAUCUCAACUAUGUAUGCAUGAAGCACCGUGCCAGCUUGUUGCGUCCGCGUUGACCUCCUUCGCCCUUGACUUUGACAGGGGGAAAGUUAAUAGAAGUUUCAUUUUCCCAGCGAUACAAUGCAGAGGAUAGGAAGCGGCAACAAGUUGCUCUGCAGUCACUGGGAAAAGCAGGGUCGGGAACCGGAAAGAAGACAAGCCAGAGGUACUGCUAUGUUGUAUACGUACAUUGAUGACAUUGGUAAAUUUGUUGCCAUUGACGAAGCAUUUUCAAUUUCAUGGAUGCUUUUUGGAAUCCCAAGCUGUCGUGCGCAGAAAGUUUGCUAGAACAAGCGGGCAUCAUGAACGCAAGACUCAUUGAAAGAAUACUACUUACAACUAAACUCAGGUGUGCCAAGGAGCGUCUGGACCUUCCGUGCGAAUACAAGCUGACGUUCCCGCAGCGGAACCCGAAGGACCCCGACUACAGCUGCUGCAAGCUACAGGGUAAUUCGAAGACAUGCUAUCCACUGCAUUAUUGAUUAUGUCUGGGUCUUCUAUGCGACGCAAGGCGAGCAUGGUUUUGUAUCGAUUCGGUUAGCAUGACUGUCAGGUCUGUCGUGUACGUCACGCAAACGUACGAAAAGCUCCCAAAAUUGUUUGUCAUGCAGACGCUACAGUUUGUCAUUGUUCUGCAGACGCGUAGCCGCCUUCCAAAACUUUAUAUUUGUCCCACUUCAUCCCCCCUGACCCUGAGCGAGUUAAAGGUCUGUUCUUGUGCUGCUCGUGCCCGCAGCACAAGUUUUCAGAGGACCUCCUAUGACGUAAUUUUUGCAGUUGAUUAGUGCGUUCAGAACCCGAAGAUUUCCGACGCUGACGAAGCCACAUGCCGCAUGAAAAGGAUAAAUCCCCACGCCAGGGUAUUACAAUGAAAAAUGCCCCCACCCCCGAACUUGAAAGCAUUUGUAUUGCAAACCUUUCCAAAUGAAACAUUCGCCCUUUUGCAUGUAUUAGCAUCACAGAUUUCCGAUCGUGAAUAGCAAAAAUUUGUAUUGCAAAAGAUCCCAGCAAGAGCUGUGUUUGUCAUGCAAGCGAUGCGAAACACGACUAGACUCUGCAUCAGAAAGAUUCAUACUCCUUUCAUGCAUGACAAAAAGUUUUCAUUUGGAAACUUCGCAUCACAUAAAUUUUUGCAAGUUUGGGGGUGGGGGGCACUUUUCACUGUAAUACAGGGCGGACUACGAAGCGUAUUGGUGGUGGAUAAAGUACUAUCCAAGAAAAAAAGGUUGUUAGUGUAAAUUUGUGAUGCGCAAAAUGCAAAUUGAUUGCGCCUGUCAUGCUGUGCCUGCAUUGUAGGGUCUAUUUAGCGGCGUUUUCCCGUACUAUCUGCGCAUGACAGGUUUCUGCUGUCGUGCGAGAGAUAUUUGUCAUGCUAAUCCUCCAAGAAAGUUACACCCACAAUCUUUUUUUUCUGGAUCAUAAGUACGGCAUCGGCGACGACGCAGAAAAGGAACGGCUGCAGAAAUUACGGGAGCAGCUGAAUAAAAAGUGCAAGGUAUCGUGAGGAAGAAUUAAUCCCCGCUGCCAUUCUGAAAAGGGUAUAGCUUGUCUUGCGGAUUCGCGUAGAAGUCCACACAAUAAAGGCCUCUCUCUAGUUGCAUCCUGCCGCUUUUUGCAAGACAGAGCUGAAUUGUGCGCAAAACAAUAAAUAAUUCCGGAUAUACUUUACUCAAACGAAAUUUCCUUUUCAAAAAAUGUGGAGCGCCGGGUUGCUUUUUUUCACUGGUAUACAAGAAAGAGGCCUUGGACAUAACGUGCGAGUACAGAUUCUAUCUCGAAGACUACGAAGCGGAGAUCGACAAGAAGUGCUGCUACGAAAAUCACUCGGGCACCAGGAACGCGAGUUGUGGGGCUCGGAAGGAGUUGCCGCCAAAGAUACUGGAGGAGGUAAGUUAAGUACAGUAAUUUUUUUGAUGUUUUGUUGCAGGGAAGAACAAGAAGUAUGCUAGCGCCUGCUAUGCCUGUCGUGGUUCUUGUAGGGAGGUUCUUGCAUGUAUGUUCGAUGAACCGAAGAUGAUACAACUUUCUUGCUCGUGUUGGAUGAAAAGAAUAACUCUAUAAUUUCGUGCUACUCCUGCAGUGCGUCGAAGUGGGCCCCAACCCGAAUCCUCCCGACCCCGAGGCCUUUAUCCCCGGAAAUAGAAAAAAAGUCGCGUCAACAGAUUAAAUGAAUCGUGAGUAGUUGUGACCAUGAAGUAUACUCCUUGCAACAGAAGUGCAGUAUGAAGUAUACUCCUUGCAACCAUGAAGUAUAGUACCCCGUACUUUAUGCAUGGAAAAAAUUUGUUCUUGUUCAUCUUCGCUGUUGUGCUGUCUCUCGGGAACAAGAUGAUCAUUCAGGUAGCUGCGGCUCUUUUAUUUCCUCCAUACCCUUACCCGAACGCCUCCGUCCAAGGUCAACGCCAUCGCCUAGGUAUGAUAGAUUUGAUGUUGUCAGAUAAACACGAAAUUCAUAUUAAUACUUACUUACAGCUCCGUUCAGUUGUAUUUUCAUACGUCAAUAUGAUGAUGAUCGCCUUUUAAGAUUCAGCAUUCUAUUUCACUGCACCGCAAUAAAUUAUCAGCCCCACCACGCCGUCAGGGGGAGAUAUCGACGGGCUUCCAGUAUUCCAGUACGCAACUCUCCCUGUCCCUCGUUUGGCAUGCAAAACGCGCAAAAAUCCUGUCUAGGCCGUUUCUUUGACCGUGAUCUUUGCAUGACGACUUCUGGAAGUACUAGCCCAAACAGCACUAUACAUGCCGAGCGUGGAAGAUUUGUCUUGCAAAAAGACUUCAUAAUUCAUCCUCCUGUUGCUAGGAACGCACCCACUGAAAUUGAAGUAACAGGGAGGGGAACUUGUGCAGUCUCAUAACAGGACCGGCAAAAGGAUCCCGAUCCGGACGACGGUGAUUCGGGGAGUGCCGAAACCUCGGCAAGUAUCAUGUGCAGAAACCGAUACCCAUACCCUAACUUCUGGGUCAGACAAAUGCAAAUCCAGAACUUCUUCUGGGACUCCUGCAUGACGAGUUCUUUGGAGAUGCAGUGUAGAGCAGGUGCACCAGGGGCAUCAGAAUAAAGGAAUCGAAUAUCAUCUUAUCCUGAUCAGGGCAUGAGAACCUCCCGAGCAGAUGAAGUAAAAAAUAAGGUCUUUUGAUGGUGAGCAACCGCAUGUUCACGAGAAAUUUUCUUUGCAUGAUGCGCAUCCAUAAUUUGCAUGACGAACAAUACGGGCUGAGAAGUACCAAAGUGGUUUUUGCACAGGAUAGAAAGUUCCGUCGAAACGUCGGACCCGGAGGGAACCGACCCAGAGACGGAGUCGGAAGAAACCUGGAGUGAGUCGGAAGAGUGGGAAGACACGGACUCUUCGGACGGGGAAGCCAGUUCCUCCGACGAGCAGCAGAUCGUCGUGAAGGUCACCACGGUCACCGGAGGUGGUAUGGGAGUGUCAGAAUUGAAAUCCACAAAGUUGAAAUAAUCUGUGACGCAUAAAACGGACACCACUAUUCGCCUAGUUUCCAAGUGGCGCAUGACAAAUUUAGGUAGAACCGAAAUCCAGUUUGUAAUGCUGUUUGGGUAAGGAAGACGCCUUUUGUCAUGCUACUUUAGCAGCUCUAUCUCUACCCCGCAACAGGCUUACAAUCUGCAUCCCAUGCGUCCUCUGCAAUAGAGGCAACUUCUGUGUUGCAUUUUAUGCAUGACAAAUUAUUUCAACUUUGAGGAUUUCGAUCCUGACGCUUCCAUAGGUGGAGAUGGUGCAGGUGGUAUGGACGCAACGCAGAAAAUGCUGACCGCCGGUAUGACCCGCUCAAAUGUUUCAAUCUCAAACGUUACAAUAGAAUCUGGUUUUUGUAUUGCAUGAUGAGCAUGACAGACCCGCACAGCGUUCCAAUUUCUGCAUUGCAAAUAUCGCCAGAUUGUAGUGGGGUUUAGGGCUCCGCAACUUGUCAUGCGCAAUCAUAUGAGAGUUGGCUAGAUCAUGCACCUCUUGCAUCACAGAUUUCCAUAUUCUAUUGUGACGUUUGAGAUUGUAACGCCUGAGCGGGUUAUAGCCGGCAAAAGGUCUCCGGUGACCAGUGGGAGUCCAAAUGUCCAAAUCACCGGGACCGGGAAAGGCAACGUGAAGGUGGUUGGUGACGGCCACGGCGGCGACGACAGUUACGACGGUUCGGAUUCGGAAUCUGCUGCCGCCGCUUAGGAAAAGAGCUUCCUGUGAAUGUGCAACAUCAUUGACUUGUACGGAAAAAGUGAAAGAAUAAGAACUUGUAUUAAGUUAUUUUCCUGUACCUCCUACGGACGACGACGACUCGAUUGAAUUGCAAUUGAUGAUCAAAGUUUAAUAAAUACGUUUCAUUGUAGGGUCUGAAAACUCGUCUCCGGCCUCCUCGACGGACGACUCACUGCAGCAGUACCCAAAAAGUAGUGAUAAGACCGUUGUUAAGAAGACCACGACUUUUGUUGCACAGUUGCUUUUCCAAGAAUACUAACUCAUCAGUUUUUUGCGAAACUCAACUACAAAUAUUACAGAGCUAAAAACGAUGCGUCCUGUAUGAUAUCCAACAUUGCAAGAUGAAAAAGAGUUUCAGCUACAGUAGAUUCGCUUUGCAAAAACAGCUGCUUCCCGCUUGUACUAAGACUAAAAGAGAUAGAGAGCGAAUACUGGUGAGGUCAAGAACCUUCUUGUAUGAUAGCUCCGACCAGCCGUCUCUGUCUCUGUGCCCCCCACCCCAGGCAUGUACAUAGGUGAGACUGAAUUUUUGUAAAGUGGAAAAGACAGUGAUGAAUGCGCUAAUAUUCUAGGCUGGUCCCGGAAGAGGGGCG